Messenger RNA from Puccinia graminis f. sp. tritici CRL 75-36-700-3, 3963 nucleotides. RefSeq names its product FunK1 13. The record is from RefSeq and is a predicted model, not a curated record. Gene Ontology annotation, molecular function: hydrolase activity, acting on carbon-nitrogen (but not peptide) bonds. NCBI's taxonomy places the organism in Eukaryota, Fungi, Basidiomycota, Pucciniomycetes, Pucciniales, Pucciniaceae. The transcript is spliced from 13 exons. Gene Ontology annotation, biological process: carbohydrate metabolic process. Bases 1 to 3963 code for a protein of 1320 amino acids.
AUGAGGCCACGGAGUAGCUUGGUCACGUGGAGCAAAGUGCCUCCGCCGGAGGCAUGGUUUCAUACACUUGUACGGCUGGCAGAUCUCAACUCGCGAACCGGAAAGUCUGACUUUUCACGGCAAGCAUCUCAUCCGGAGAGAUUGAGAGUUGCCAAGAGGCUCUCUGUUUCUAGAAGCCGUAGAACAGAUGGUGCAGUUAGAGUGGGUUGCUCGAGGGGGGGACGGGCUAUUACUAUUAGGGCGUUCGGACUGUUGUACAAUCGACGGCUGAUCAGUGAUCAGUACAGUUUCUUCGCACGGCCUGCAGGGUCGGAGAAGCGUGAUGGGGAAAACUCGACGCCUCUUGAGGUGACCACUCUUCCGUCCUCGAGACCUACUACAUACGCGGUCGACAUGGCCGAUGAAGGAAGUCUGCCGCCUGCUCUUGCUGAGAGCCGGAACUGUGGCGCAAAAUAUUUCCCCGGGUUGGGAGAGACGCACAACGGCGGCCCAGUCAAAACUUCUUCACCCCGUCCCAAGUUCCCAACAACCAGAAAACCUGGGCAGAUCAACACGGUCGAACAAUUCUACGAGCUUAGGGACAGCGAAAUGGAUACCCGGAUCCUUCGCCUUUCAACAAAACUCCACGACUCAGAUGUCGGGAAACAGCAUGAGGGUGCAGUCUUGACAAUCAGAUUGCUGUAUAAGCAGAGUCGCUACAAACUUUACAGGCCUCUUAUCAAUGUCAUCCUCGCCAACGAAGUCAAAUCUGAUGAAGAAAUUUUUCAGUUCAUCGAACAAAAAUUCAACGCCCCCCACUCAUCUCUACUAUCCUCCAUGGUGACAUCCGGCCUCACAAAUUCUUCCACAAAGCAUUCCUCAUUCAUGCCUGCGCUAAACCGGGAACUGGAUGGAUCAAUGUACACGAAUGUGCCAGGCUUGGUGGAGUAUUUCAUCAACAUACAACACAUCGAUCCCACUUUACGCCUGCAACCCCACGAAAGCUUUAUCAAGAAAAAGUGUGAAGAAAAACUAGAAGACAAGCCGCAGGAUAUUAUGUUGCGAUGGAUCGCUUCGAUUUUCGAACAGUUGGGCGAGGAAAGUCAUUCUCGUGGCUGGCAGAGUCAUCCUACCACGCGUAUGGAGGACAUUCGUUAUGCGAUACGCAGGCUGGAUGGUGCAAUCAUGUACCGGCACGUCGAAGCUGGCAAUCACAUUCAAAAUAUUAUGGUCCCCUUCGAGCUCAAGAAGAACACAUCAGAUGCCCGAGAAGCUGCUAUUGAUUUGGCCAAAUACGUGUACCAGGUCUUCAAUCAUCAGCCUACCCGAAGCUAUGUCAUUGGCUUAACACUGUGUGGAACAUCGAUGCAGCUCUGGCAGUUUGAUAGAUGCGGGGCCAUCGGUUCUGAAUCAUUUGACGUCCAAGCAAACAAAGAAAACUUUGAGAAGUUCUUUAGCCUCCUUUCAUCGUUAUUAACGUGCAAUCAUCAAGACCUCGGCUUCGAUCCAACCUUCAUGGACGUCGACGGGCAGGCUUGUUCUAACACAUCAGAAUGGCGAAAGAUACGAUACACAACCCAAGAUGAUCCCCAAGAACUUGUAAUAGACAGCCGCCCCAUCUUCCGAGCGUCGGGAAUCUGCGGACGUGGGACAACCACCUGGAAAGCGCAUCUCCAUGGAGAUGAAAGACAGAAAUAUCUCAUAAAAGAUUCAUGGCAACCUGAAAAACACGAACAAGAAGGUGAUAUGCUCUGCAAAGUGGCAGGCCUAAACAUUCCUCAUCUGGUCCGAUAUCAUCAUCAUGAAGACGUCCAAGUGGCCGGCAACAGAGUCGACAUCAAAUCUCACGUUCGCAGACAAUUCAAGUUCGACAAAUGCAAGACGUUCACACUUGGAAGUGGUCCCAAACAGCCACAAAAUGUCUUCAACAAUCGGUUUCUCAGACGGAUCAUUCUCAAAGACGUGGGGCAGCCCAUCUGGACAGUUAAAACUCCGGUUCGUCUGUUGGAGGCCCUCGAGGGCUGUAUCAUAGGACACCAGGAUGUGGCGAUUGCUCACGGUGAACUAAAUGAUGACAAACAUCACACGAUGAUUGGCACAAAAGUCUUCAUGUCGGCCAGUUUGCUUUUAAACAAAAAUCACCAUAGUCACGUGGAUGACCUGGAAUCCUUUUUUUGGGUAUUUGUAUGGUUUUGCAUUCAUUUUCCUGACGAAAAUAGCGAAAGAAUUGGUGUGUUAAACUGGAAUCAGCACUCCAGGUUUGACCUUGGGUGCAUCAAGGCCCAACACCUCCAUGAUCCUCACCCCCUUAUGAUGCAUUUUGCGCCUCGAUACAAAGAAUCGCCGCUUCUCCUCGAAUGCGUCGCCAACUUUGCUAAAAUCUUCCCCGCCAUUGAUCACAUUGAUCGUGACCACUCUUACGAUCUCGAGACCUUCAACAUAGCAGAUGAAAGAAGUCUACCGCCAGCUCUUGCUGAGAACCGGAACUGGAACUAUUCCCCCGUGUGUCGUCACCUCGGCUUAUCGUCAAAUAUCGACAUCUUGUCGCUGACGAGAGCCAUGCUAGGCUUUGAUCACUACCAUCAUCUCUUCACCAUAGGAAUCGCCUUUCCAAAACUAGUCGUCAUGUCGUUCAAGGGGUUCAGAACCGGCAAAUCGAUCAAAUCAGAAGCGGAGGAGCCAUCGGAAGAACUCUCGCUAUUGAAAGAUUCCCUCUCCAAUCCAGGACGGCGACGGUCUUAUGAGUCGGCGGAAGAUGGUGAAAUCGAGGAAGGAGGCCACUCGAGUUUCUUGCCGACUACCACUUCAACCCAUCGGCGACAUCAAUUCAAGUUCAAGCGUCCGGCCAAAAAGUCACCGACAAUCCUGAUCCUCACCUGUUUAAUCAUCCUAUCAGUCACUCUCAUCAUCUCCCUCUAUCUCGGGCUGAUCCCUUCAUUUGAAGCCGAACACCCAUCACACCAAAUCAAUUGGAAUCGACCACCUCCUAGGAAUCGACAAUGGUCGAAUUACUACGGACUCCUUCGCCCAAAGAUAGGCUCUAAGGAAUGGAAAAUGCUCUACCCACCUUCUAAACCAGCUGGACCUCGACCUCUGGAAAGCUGGAUUAAACGAUACGAUUAUCUGCGAUCAAUCUCUUCUUCCAACCAACUUGACUCACCUCUCUUCACUAACUGGACCAAUCCUCAAGCUAAACUGUCGAUGCAAACGGGGCUAGCUGAAUAUCCAGAGGGCACGAUCUUCAACUCAGAUCCGAAUGGAAUUUGUAGCUAUCGCCGAGCCAGCUGUUUGAGAGGUGAGACCGAAGAUCGCGGGAUCGGCUUGCAAGACAUUUGGCUGGGCAAGAAUCAUACUUGGUCGAUCAACUUUGAUGACGGCCCGCUCCCUCCGAGUACCUCACUCUACAAAUUUUUAGACCAACAGGACGAGACCGCUACUCACUUUUGGGUAGGAUCAAAUGUCCGUGAUUAUCCAGAAUUGGCGUUACAAGCUUGGAAACGAGGUGACCACCUUGCCGUUCAUACAUGGUCGCAUGCUCACCUGACCACAUUGAGCGAUUUUGAAAUCCUCGGCGAAUUGGGAUGGACGAUUCAGAUUAUUCACGAUCUGACUGGGUUAGUUCCAUUAUACUAUCGCCCACCUUACGGUGAUGUUGAUAACCGCGUGAGAGCACUUGCAAAGCAUGUAUUCGGGUUAACAACGACACUGUGGAACUGUGAUUCAUCGGAUUGGUCAUUGAACCAGACCUUCGCCUUAGGGGACUUCUUAGAUCCACCAAUGAACGGCUUUGGGGUCCAGGAAUCAGUCGGAAUGAUCAAUGGACACAUCAAUCAGCCCGACAAGUCAGUCGGUAAAAUCAUUCUUGAGCAUGAGUUAAGCUUCGAAUCCGUCGAGGCUUUCAAGCUUACCUUCCCGAAUCUCAAACGAAACUCUUGGUCGACUUGUAAUCUGGCGGAUUGCUUAGAUUUACCAUGGUAUCAAUGA